AUGAUUUCCAGGAAAGUGUUGGGGUCCCUUGUCUGCCUGUUUGUUGUUACUGCAUUUAUCUGGAUUACAGUUGGGAAUGGAAAAGUGCACUACCUUCCAUACUACCUUCCUUGCCCUGAAAUCUUCUCCAUGAAACUUCAAUAUACAAAAGAGAAGCUAAUCCAGCUUUCCCCCCAAUUAUUUUAUCAGCAGCCAAGAGUGCUGGCUCCAAAGCGUCAGGAUGUGCUGACAGUGACACCAUGGCUGGCACCCAUCAUCUGGGAAGGAACCUUCAAUUCUGAGAUCCUAGACAGUGCCUACAGGCCACUGAACCUCACCAUUGGGGUGACAGCCUUUGCCAUUGGAGAGUACACAAGGUCUGUGGGCCGCUUCUUGGAGUCAGCAGAGAAACAUUUCAUGAAAGGCUAUCAGGUGAACUAUUAUAUCCUCACUGACAACCCUGAGACAAUUCCUGAUGUCCAGCUGCCACCUGGACGAAAGUUUGUGGUUGUCCCCAUCAAGAAAUACCUCAGUGGGCAAGAGAUCUCCAUGCGCAGGAUGGAGGCCAUAAACAAGCACAUAGCCGAGAUGAGCCAUCAGGAGGUGGACUACCUCUUCUGCCUGGACAUUGACAUGGUGUUCUACAAUGCCUGGGGGCCUGAGACCCUGGGUGACAUAGUAGCAGCCAUACACCCUGGCUAUUUUAAUGUCCCUCGUAGCCAGUUUCCUUAUGAGAGGAGGAGCUCUUCAGCAGCCUACAUCCCUGAUGGAGAAGGAGACUUCUACUACGGAGGAGCUGUGUUUGGAGGGCUCAUCAAGGAAGUCUAUGAGUUCACCAAGACUUGCCACAUGACCAUCCUGACAGACAAAGCCAAUGAGAUCACGGCAGCCUGGCAGGAAGAAAGCCAUCUCAACAGGCACUUCCUCUCCCACAAACCAUCCAAGGUGCUUUCUCCAGAGUAUUUAUGGGAUGUCAGGAAGCCAAAACCCCCUGAAAUUCACCUCAUACGUUUUGCCAUAGUGGAUAAGAACUACAAAGAAAUAAGAGAUUGAUGAUCUGAUUC
Molecule: messenger RNA, 1043 nt
Organism: Mesitornis unicolor (brown roatelo)
Lineage: Eukaryota; Metazoa; Chordata; Aves; Mesitornithiformes; Mesitornithidae
Gene: GBGT1
Product: globoside alpha-1,3-N-acetylgalactosaminyltransferase 1
Exons: 6
Coding region: 1-1032 (343 amino acids)
Biological process (GO): carbohydrate metabolic process
Cellular component (GO): vesicle; Golgi apparatus; membrane
Molecular function (GO): globoside alpha-N-acetylgalactosaminyltransferase activity
Source: RefSeq, a predicted model, not a curated record